This is a messenger RNA of Fusarium oxysporum Fo47, 897 nucleotides long. RefSeq names its product ankyrin repeat-containing domain protein. Gene Ontology annotation, molecular function: transcription cis-regulatory region binding; protein binding. Bases 1 to 897 code for a protein of 298 amino acids. The transcript is spliced from 3 exons. NCBI's taxonomy places the organism in Eukaryota, Fungi, Ascomycota, Sordariomycetes, Hypocreales, Nectriaceae. Gene Ontology annotation, cellular component: nucleus. The record is from RefSeq and is a predicted model, not a curated record. Gene Ontology annotation, biological process: positive regulation of transcription by RNA polymerase II.
AUGGCACGAACCAAGCAGACAGCCCGCCCGAGACCUCGAGAAUGUGCCUCCAGACCAGCGUCCGACAAUUCGCUGACGCUGCUCCACGGCGCUGCCACUAAGGGAAAUCUUGUAAUGCUCAAGGCCAUGCUCAGGAAGGGACAGUCUGGCAUAGAGAAGGAAGACAGUCGCGGCCGCACACCCCUUCACUGUGCUGUCAUCAAUGGUCACCUCAGAACUGUCGAGCUUCUCCUGGCUUACAAUGCAUCAGUCAAGGCACGAGACAACUGCUUUUUCACACCCCUGACCUUGGCGGUCAUUCACGGUCAACUGCAAAUUUUCAACCUUUUGUUAAAGAACGGAGCCUCGGUGUCUAUUAUCUGUUCUGCAGGCCGUACACUGUUGCAUUACGCCGCAAAACAUGGUCGUAUCGCAAUUGCAAAGGUACUACUGGAAAUCAGGGUCUCCACCAAAGUCCAAGACAAGGAACGUCGAACCGCCCUAGACUUCGCUGUCUACUACCAACACUGGGACCUCGUCAAGCUGCUCUUAGAGGCGGGAAAGCAUCAGUGGGUCUCCAAAGAAAAAAGGACAUCCCCUAUAUAUAUGGCCGUAGAGAACGGGCACCAGAGAUGUGUUGAAAUGCUUGUGUCCUACGGCGCGGAUAAAGGAGAUGAAUUUGUGAACGCGCUCGGACUCCGGAACCGUACCCCGCUGCACGCUGCCGCGCAGAAGGGCCACCUAGACAUUGUAAAGCUUCUGGUGCACUAUGGAGCCGAUCUAACAGCUAAAACCUCAUUUGGUAGCACGCCGGACAGACUUGCAGAGAAGAAUGGACAUUCUUCAGUUGCUACAUUCUUGAAGACAACCUGGAACCGGCGAAAUUCUAGGAUGACAGAGAGCAGUGUCUCUGAGUAG